UACGCCAUCUUUCUUUUGUGUUUUUCCAUCUCCUUCAUCCACUGCUUUUCUCUUCCUCCUUCAUUUAGGUAUGGGAUUACUAUCAUACGUGAAUGUAUCUAUGUUUAUUGAUACAAAGUUCUGAUGUUAAAUUAUUCUCAUGCGCGUGUAAUUAUUAUCAUUUGAAAACGUACACGUGAGGAAUGCGUCGCUAAUUAUGAACACAUCUACGUUAUCAUCAAAUACUUUAGGACAUUCAACUGGUCAAAGAACAUCAGAAUCUCAAGAUUCUGAAUUAACAUCUAGUGGUUCUCAUACAUGCAAAAUCUUGAAUCAAAUUAAAUCUGAAUUGCAAGAACAAAAACAACAAAAACGACUUUUGAAAGAAUUGCAUCUUAAAAGAGUACAAUCCCUGCGUAAAGAAUUAGAAUACCUUAAGGCAACUGAGUGGAAGUAUCAACCUAUAGAUCGAUACUUGGAUCAAAGUUACAGAAACUAAAAAUGUUAUCUUUAUUAUAUACUCUUAUUAAUAAUGUUUGGGGGAAUAAAAAUUCUUCACAACCAGAAGAUGAUAUAAAUACCAUUAUAGCCCAGAUUGAAAAUAUUACAAGUACAAACACAUUGUUAUCAGAGAAUAAAGAAAAUUAUGAUGAAAAAACCUAUGACGAAAAAGGAUGUUAUUAUAAAACAGGAACUGUUACUUUUGUCAACGAUGAUUAUAUUCUUAUAGAUAACCAUUCUAUGUGUGAUAUAAUUAAUAUAAUGACUCGUAAACCUAAAGUUGGAGAUGUAGUUUAUUACUUAGCAUACAAAAAGAAUGAAGAUAAUGAAGAAAAGAUAUGUAAGAUUAUAUCAGUAAUGGAAGAAUCUUGGGAUGAUAGUGUUAUUAUGCCACAAGAAAGUAUUGUGAAAACAGAUAUAUUUACAAGAAAUAUUAUUGGGAAAGUUAGUAAACGAGAGGGAAGGAUUGUAUUUAUUAAUCCUGGUAACAUCUAUUUCGAUCUAAACAAGAUAAAUUCUGAAUUUGUACCUAUAGUUGGCGACUGGCUUAAGUUGGAAGCUUUGGUAGAAGUAAAUGAUAGUAAUAUUGAUUUGACUGGAGAAAUUUUAGAAGUUAAUAAAAUACAACCUUUAAGAUUUAAAUUGGAUAUUGAUAAUAUAACUGAUUAUGACCCUAACAAACAAUGCGGUACAAUUGGAAAGAAUAUUUUUUUUUAUAAAACUGCUUGUGAAUCUGGUUACAUACCUUAUGUAGGUGAUAAAGUAGUAAGUGAUUCUAUAGAAAGCGAUCAAAGGAUAUAUUCAUGGAGAUCUUUGAGUGUUGUUCCAUUAAUGCAGGUUCCAGAUAAACCUACGGAAUUACCAACAUUAGAAUCUUUCAAGUCUUGGUUACCACAACAUACCAAUCUGGAUCCAUUGAUUAAAGAUAAAUGUGGCAUAAUUAUUACCAAUGACUUAAAAAUCAAUGUAAAUUUAGAAGAAGAGAAAGAUAUAUUUGUUGAAAUACAUAACACAAGCCCUGAUAAUCAAACCUUGUGUAAAGGAGUCUUUAUGUCAAAGAAAGCACAAUCGCAAUUGUCUUUAAUAUGGCCUCUAAAAAGACAAAUUAUCGAUUUGAAACCUUUUGAAAUUAUUUCUUACCAAUUUAAGUGCAAUCCAAAAUUUGUAGGAACUUCUGAAGAAUUAUUUAUUUUCUAUUUUAAAGGAUUCCAAAUCGGAAGAGUUUUUACAAUAAUAGUUAACCCAAAAAAUAUAAAUGCUCAUAAACGGUCGAUUUAUAAAAAAGAUAACUAUGUUCCACGUAGGGAUCGAGAUGAACAAGCAAAGUACGUUCCGGGGAUUCGGCCCUAUAAUCCACCAGUUCCUUUUAAAAUCCGUACUCUUUCAUUUAAAAUACCACAACGCUUUUGGGAAGUCAUAUUAAAUAAUUAUAAUAAACCACCAAUUGAAUAUGAAUUAGCAGUUGGAAAUGAAAUACCUUGUCUUGUACAAAGACUAUCUUUCGAAAUAUAUAAAGAUCGUUUUCAUGCUUUAUUAUAUCUGGAAGAAAUUGAACAAAAUUUUAAUCUAAAUCAAUAUGACAUGGAAUAUGCUAUAAUGAGACGUUACAAAGAUUAUCUUUGUUUAGAAGUACUUGGUUUAGCAGAAAAACGGCCUUCUCUCCUUAUUGGUGAUAAAGCUAUAGUAUCCUUUAAAUGGGAUAAAAAUCAAGGUAAAAUAAAAUAUGAAGGAUACAUUCAUAAAGUGACAAAUACAGAAAUUUUUCUAAAAUUUAAUAAACGAUUUCACGAAAAAUAUAACAACGAAAUUUGCCAUGUAACAUUUAAAACUUCUACUACUGUUAUGCAACGUUGUCACAAUGCUGUUAAUUUAGCAGUAUUACAUUUAGGACCUGAUUUUCUUUUUCCUACUCGUAUUAUUGAAAAAUAUCCACAAAUAACUUUAGAUGUAAUUGAUAGCGAAGAGAAAGCACUUCAUGUUAAAAGAAAACUCAAACGAUACGAAUCAAUUUCAUCUAUAUCUUCAAGUACAACUAGUGAUAGUUCUGAUACAAUAAAAUCAUUGCCAAGAGUAUCAGUUGCAGAAAGACUUUUUAAAGUCAAACCAGUGGAACAAUCUAAGAAUAUAACAGAACAUCCUAAUUUGGAAACAGUUGAUAGUGCUACUGAUUAUCACACUAAAAGUAUUAGUAAUUUUGAAAAUAAUAAAGAUAAUGAUAUAGAUAUAAAUAAGGAUAAAGAUAACAAUAAAGAUACUCUUGACUUGUUUGUAACUCCAAAUUCUCCUAUUACCAGUAAUGAUUUGACAUUAGAUGAAUGCAUUUCACAAAUAAAAAAACGAAAGUUAAAUUGGUUUAAUAAAAAUCUAAAUUAUUAUCAAAAAGAGGCUAUAAAAAAUAUCUUAAAGGGAUUAGCUCGUCCAUUGCCAUAUGUGAUAUUUGGUCCACCUGGUACAGGAAAGUCUGUUACUUUAUGUGAAACAAUUCUACAAUUAUUAACAAUUCUACCUGACAGUAGACUUUUAGUUGCUACACCAUCAAACAGUUCAGCAAAUUUAAUGUUGGAGAGACUAUUGGAUAGUAAUGUUUUGAAACCUGGUGACGUGGUACGACUUAUAGCGCAUCAUUGUUUAGAUGAUGGUACCAUCCCAUCAAAACUACUGCCUUAUUGUGCAACUGUAAAUAUAGGUCUAGAAGGACCACAUGAUCAAUCAGAAUCAUUUCAUCGAAAAGUUAAUUUUACUGACACUAUAAUUGGACGUCAUAGAAUUACAAUUGCCACUUGUUCAGCAUUAGGAGCGUUAUUCAAUGUGAAAUUUCCUCGCAAUCAUUUCUCUCAUGUACUAAUAGAUGAAGCAGGCCAAGCAACAGAGCCAGAAAUUAUGAUACCGUUAAGUUUUAUUCAUGCCGAUUAUGGACAAGCAAUUCUAGCAGGUGAUCCAUUACAACUUGGUCCAGUUGUUCAGAGUAGAUUGGCAAAACAUUUUGGUUUUGAGGAAUCAUUUCUUUCAAGAAUACUUCAUCAAUUUCCUUAUCAAAGAGAUCCUGAAGGAUUUGAAACUGGUUACGAUCCUAGACUCGUAACAAAACUUGUUAUGAAUUAUCGAAGUUUGCCAGAAAUACUAGAACUGCCAAAUUCAUUAUUUUACAACUCCGAAUUGCAACCAAAGAUUUCAUGUAACAAUAGCGAUGAAGCGAAUCUUUUACAAUUACUAGCUGAGGAAUUGCCUGAAAGGGCAGGAUUACCACCAGCUGUACUUUUUCAUGGAGUAAAAGGAGAGAAUUUAAGAGACAACGAUAGUCCAAGUUGGUAUAAUCUUGAGGAAGCAACACAAGUAUAUCUUUAUCUUUUAAGAUUCUACAAAUAUGGAAUUUCUGCAGAUGAUAUUGGUAUCAUAACCCCUUAUCAAAAACAGGUUAUGCAAAUUCGACAAUUACUUUUGGAAUCAAAUAUUACAUGCCCAAAAGUCAGUAGCGUUGAAGGAUUUCAAGGGCAAGAACGAAAAAUAAUAAUUCUCUCAACAGUACGAUCCUCUACAAGUUUUAUCAAAGAAGAUAUCAAACAUGCUUUGGGGUUUGUUGCUUCACCAAAAAGGUUAAAUGUUGCAAUUACUCGUGCGCGUGCUUUAUUAAUUAUUCUUGGAAAUCCUGAAUUAUUAGUUGAAGAUCCAUACUGGAGAAGUAUUCUCCUUUAUUGUCUUGACCGAAAUGGUUAUACCGGAUGUAAUUUUUUUCCUUUUCAUCUUGAUAAUUCACUUGCAAAUAUAGAUAAUAUUUUCAGUGAAACUUAAUAUAUGUGCACAUAUAUGUAUUACUGAUAUUGUGAAAUAUGUAAAAAAAUUUUAAGUAUUUUAUUUUUGUAUCAUUUCUGUGUUUAUUGAUUUAAUGUUUCAACGCACACAUGAAAAAACAGUCACUAUAAUGAAUAACAUAUGGUAAUAAUAGUAAAUAUCAAGGUUUUCUAUCUACAUGUAAUUAACAAUAAGUAAAUGUGAUUUUUAAGUUGUUUUAAAAAAGAUUUAUUAUUUUCAAAGGUCUAUAUAGACCUUUUUCAAAAUGAAUAAAAUAUUUGUUUAUGUACUUAAUGUGAUAGAAUUUUAUACAGCGAGAUGUAUGAAGCUAUGGAUCAAGCAGUAAUACAGCGUAUUUUAUUAUAAGUUUAAAUGUUCCAGAUAAAUUAUUGUAAUCCUUUAUGUCAUCUUUUAUAUUCAUACAACUUUGUAUAAGAUGUUUUGACGUCACACAUCCAUAUUCCAAGAACGAUGGUACUGUAAAAAAAAAUAUGCUUAUUAUGCAUGAUCUUUAACAACACAAAAGAACGUUAUUAUGAAUUCUAAAUUCUUAAAAUAAAGCACAAAUAAA
Molecule: messenger RNA, 4840 nt
Organism: Polistes canadensis
Lineage: Eukaryota; Metazoa; Arthropoda; Insecta; Hymenoptera; Vespidae
Gene: armi
Product: probable RNA helicase armi
Exons: 9
Coding region: 481-4269 (1262 amino acids)
Molecular function (GO): helicase activity
Source: RefSeq, a predicted model, not a curated record